CGAGAGGCAACGUGCACAAUUACGCCAUCAUAUCCAGAUUAGGGAGAGCUGAUGGGGGAAUACCAUCUUAUACCAUAGUACAUAUAUCCGUCACAUCAAGGCACGCGAGCUCUUAUCCCAACUAUCUAACAUCUCAUAUACGCAGUACAUGUUGUUUAAAUCAUCGAUCUUAGCUUCAUAUCUAUUGGAUUGACCACUCCAUCAUUCCGGCUGUCUCCGCGAUGUCAUAAUCUCAGAAUGUCGGCGUCCCACCUCAGACGACGCAAACUAAGCGGGCGACCGUUUGUAGUGUCAACGCUCCUCAUUACCUUGAUAGCGACAUAUGCGUUGUUUCUGCGAGGAAGCGUCUCGAGUAGCCGAAAUGAAUCGCCUCUCCUUCAUUCGAGAUCGGCCGAGCCAGAAUGCCACGAUGUCCACCAUGCCGAGGACCAGUGCGCUUUUGUCCUGGCUUAUUGUCAAGAUGAUGAAGCCGGCCUCCUGCCGUACCUCACUCUCUAUUACUGCACCCUAGGCAAUGCGCGGCCAGUCGCAUUCGUGGUCAUGGUCGCCUGGCUAGGCCUACUGUUCACGACGAUAGGAAUUGCUGCCAGUGACUUUUUCACUGUCAACCUGAGCACCAUUGCCACAAUCCUGGGUCUCAGUGAGAGCUUAGCGGGUGUCACUUUCCUUGCCCUCGGCAAUGGUUCCCCCGACGUCUUCAGCACAUUUGCUGCGAUGGGUUCCAAUAGCGGCAGCAUGGCGGUUGGCGAGCUGAUAGGAGCGGCUGGCUUCAUCACUGCCGUUGUCGGGGGCUCCAUGGCCCUCGUCCGCGAGUUCAAGGUCAGCAAGAAGUCGUUCAUUCGGGACAUAUGCUUCUUCAUCGCUGCUGUCAGUUUCACCAUGGUCUUCCUCGCGGACGGCGCACUCCAUCUGUGGGAGUGCUGCGUCAUGAUCGGCUUCUACGUUUUCUACGUCUUCGUCGUUGUCGGGUGGCACUGGCUCUCGGCGCGCAGGAGCAGGAGGCGCAUGAGAGAGAACGUUUCUCGAGGCCACUUCUAUGGGGUGACCGGACAGGAAACCGACGAGCUAGAACCGUAUCGCGACGAUGAGGAGGAGGAGGACACUGCGCCCGUUGGCCAUCGGUCACCUGCCGCAGAGACACCUGACAUUAGUGCCCUCGAGCGCGCCUCCUUGCUUGAGCCAGAUUCUGCAAUGUCUCAAGCCCCGGACGAUGAGGAUGAUGAACGAGGACGGCAUGUUGCCGCGGAGAUGACUAGCAGCAUGCGCGUGAUGCGGCCACGCUGGGGGAGAAGCAACACCACCAUCACGCCAAUCCGGCCCAGCUUGGUUGGUGCUUUGGAAUUCAGAUCCGUUCUGGCUUCUUUACAGAAGGCCAGAAACAUGCAUCUGACGCCGCUGCCCGGAAGAUCAUACUCAGACAACCGAUCGGUUGAUGGACCCCAUGGACCCCCCGCACAGCCAUCUGCAUCGCUCCACCAUGCUUCUAGGGGUAUCCCCUUUGAUCGGAGAGAGCGUGCCCUAUCGUCAGGGAACGCGCCUCUGAAUCUGGAUAACUCCGGGUUGCCUCGUCCUGAACUGCUGGUCAGGCCCUCGAGUCCGCCUCGAUUUACAACCCCUCGAUUUGCAAGCCCCGGAGCGACAUCCAUCGACGGGCGGCUCUCUCCUAUCCCCGCACGUCACCUAGCAGAACCUCAGGCGGCACAACAACAACCACAGUCGCCAGGGCCGCCUCCUCAUUUACGACUCCAGAUUCCCAGCCCUUCGAGGGGAUCAAGUUGCCAGUCGUCACCCUCGUUGUCGCCCUUCCCAGCAAUAUCCGAAUCCCCCAUGCCGAUGACGCCCAAUGUCUCAGGGCACCCAUCCGCCUUCAUGCUACCCCAUCCCGCCGUAGAGCGGCAUUCCUCGAUUGCCGGUCUUGGCCUUGAUGACUACGACGAAUCCCCAAAGCCAGUCAACUGGUGGCCGUACAGGUUUUUACCCCCUCCUCACGUCCUCUGGGAGACUCUCUUCCCAACCUUGCAAGGCUGGAGAGACAAGACUUUCUGGGACAGGACGGUUAGCAUCAUAUCCGUCCCAAGCAUUUUCGUUCUGGUCACCACAUUGCCGAUUGUCGAGACCGAGCACGACCACGAUGACGAAUCGGAGGAUGGUGCAAUAAUCAACCCGCCCGAGAUUCGGGUGGGCGGGGAUACCGUUCCACCAGUAGUUGUGGAGCAGGAUGGGACCAUUGAGCCCGAGACAGAAUGGCAACGAUACCGCCGCAGUACAAUGACCUCUAUAUUCCAGCCAUCCGUAAACACGUCCCCGGCCUUGGUCCCCCUCAGAUCUCGACAACCGACCGAGUCGCUCAUCCCAGAUAUUGGUGCGCAGGCUGAGAUGGCCAACCAUCAGCGACCGAAGCCCUCCCCAAGUCUGGAACCCGGUCGCUCCGUCACCUCGACGGAGGGUCCUGCCGGAUGGAACAGGUGGCUCGUUGCGCUGCAAAUCUUCACCGGGCCCCUCUUCGUCGUCUUCAUCCUCUGGGCCAACGUGCGCGAAGACGUCGACCAGCCCGGCUGGGCGCUGCUGAGGUCGAUCCUCUACUCGCUCCUCGUCUCCCUGGUCAUGCUGGCCGUCCUCAUGACCACCUCGCCGCACAAGAAGCCGAAAUACCACUUCCUCCUCUGCUUCCUGGGCUUCGUCAUCAGCAUCGCCUGGAUCUCCACCGUCGCCGGCGAGGUCGUCGGCGUCCUCAAAACCUUCGGCGUGAUCCUGAGCAUCUCCGAGGCCAUCCUCGGCCUCACCAUAUUCGCCGUCGGCAACUCCCUGGGCGACCUCGUUGCCGACAUUACCGUGGCCCGCCUGGGCUAUCCGGUCAUGGCGCUGGCUGCGUGCUUCGGUGGACCCAUGCUAAACAUCCUGCUCGGCGUGGGGAUCGGGGGCGCGUGGAUGACGAUCAAGGCGGCGAACAAGGACCACGAGAGGCACCCGGACUCACCCAUACGCUACAAGCCGUACCAUAUACAGGUCGGCGGCACGCUGCUGAUCUCGGCCGUCACCGUGCUGCUCACGCUCAUCGUGCUGCUCAUUGCCGUGCCGUCGAAUAAAUGGGUCAUGAGCAGGAAGAUAGGGUGGGGCUUGAUAGCCAUUUGGACGCUAAGUACAAUUAUCAACCUCGUGGUCGAGAUGACGGGAGUGUGGUCGGACGUGGCAUGAUAGUACAUACAUAGUAUAGUAUAUAAAUCAGAGGGGUAUUAUGUUGGUUCAGGUCGCAUUCGAACAUCACAAUCGCUCCCAUGCGACACACGGUUGAAUGGA
Phialemonium atrogriseum is the source of this 3297-nucleotide messenger RNA. Its product is annotated as Sodium/calcium exchanger protein-domain-containing protein. The transcript has 2 exons. Gene Ontology annotation, cellular component: membrane. Gene Ontology annotation, biological process: transmembrane transport; monoatomic cation transport; intracellular calcium ion homeostasis. The coding region runs from base 238 to 3195 and encodes 985 amino acids. The record is from RefSeq and is a predicted model, not a curated record. Gene Ontology annotation, molecular function: monoatomic cation transmembrane transporter activity. NCBI's taxonomy places the organism in Eukaryota, Fungi, Ascomycota, Sordariomycetes, Cephalothecales, Cephalothecaceae.